AGCCGAGCUGCUCGCCGGGCCCGCUCCCUCUCCGCCUCGGCCGCCAUGCCGUCGACUGCGGAGCCGAGCAUGGUUGUCGAGCUCGACGGGCUGGUUGUGCUGAAGGUGCUCAACCACUGCCAGAGCGCGCUGCCAUCCUUCGUGACGGGCCAGCUGCUGGGGAUGGACAUCGGCCGCACCGUCGAAGUCACCAACUGCUUCCCCUUCCCCGGGAAGAGCGAGGAUGUCGGCGGCGGCGGCGCCGACGAUGCGGCUGGCGACGGCGACGGCGCCGAGUACCAGAUGGAGAUGAUGCGGUGCCUGCGCGACGUGAACGUGGACAACAACACGGUGGGGUGGUACCAGUCCACCUACUUCUCCUCCUUCAUCGAGGAGUCGUGCAUCGAGACGCAGUUCAACUACCAGCAGCACAUCAAGACGGCCGUCCUGCUCGUCUACGACCCGGCUCGCACGCGCGCGACCGGGAUGCCGCUCCGCGCCUUCCGGCUGACGGACCACUUCAUGGCGCUCUACCGCGAGGGCAAAUUCACGCUGCAGGCGGUCGCGGCCGCCAACCUGCCUCGCUCCGAGGUCUUCGAGGAGCUGCCCCUGAAGGUGCGCCACUCGCACCUCUCCUCGGCGCUGCUCCUCGACCUCCAGCCAGAGUGCAACCUGCCGGCGGGCGGCGCCGACUUUGCGCGGCUCGAGCUGCACACCAACCCCUUCCUCGAGAAGCAGAUGCAGCUUCUGAUCGAGUGCACCGACGACCUGCAGCAGGAGUCGUCCAAGCUGCAGCACUACGAGAGAAACACGCAGCGGCAAAAGGCGGCUCAGGCCGCGUACCUGCAGAAGAAGAAGGCGGAGAAGGCGGCCAAGCUGCUCAAGGGAGAGGAGGUUGCCGACGAGGACACGAGCAGCAACCCGCUCUUCAAGCCCAUCCCGCAGCCCUCGCGUCUCGAGGCGCUGCUCAUCGCAAACCAGAUGCAGUCCUACUGCCAGCAGAUCAACGCCUUCUCGGGCCAGUCCUUCGCGAAGCUCUUCCUCCUCCAGAGCCUCAACUCGGGCGCCCAGUGAGACGUGCCGCGCAGCUGCUGCGCCGCACGGGCAGCCGAGCGCUGCGCAGGCGGAGCGCUCUUGGUCUCGUAACGACGCGUGUUCGCGUCGUCCGAUAUCGCGAAUCGGGUCGCCGGCUGAGUCCGACAGCGACACGCGACAGCAGCGGAUAUAAGUUUUUGUGCAUCUCCCACUCUUAAAAGCGU
Molecule: messenger RNA, 1238 nt
Organism: Emiliania huxleyi CCMP1516
Lineage: Eukaryota; Haptophyta; Isochrysidales; Noelaerhabdaceae
Exons: 7
Coding region: 46-1053 (335 amino acids)
Cellular component (GO): cytoplasm; eukaryotic translation initiation factor 3 complex; eukaryotic 43S preinitiation complex
Molecular function (GO): protein binding; translation initiation factor activity; metallopeptidase activity
Source: RefSeq, a predicted model, not a curated record